Messenger RNA from Rhodamnia argentea, 1439 nucleotides. Its product is annotated as GATA transcription factor 5-like. Gene Ontology annotation, biological process: positive regulation of DNA-templated transcription. Lineage: Eukaryota; Viridiplantae; Streptophyta; Magnoliopsida; Myrtales; Myrtaceae. The record is from RefSeq and is a predicted model, not a curated record. The transcript has 2 exons. The coding region runs from base 53 to 1195 and encodes 380 amino acids. Gene Ontology annotation, cellular component: nucleus. Gene Ontology annotation, molecular function: zinc ion binding; sequence-specific DNA binding.
GGGGAGAAAGGAACGAUUUUUGACUCCUCUGUUUCCUGAAUCUGUCAAUUGCAUGCGAGUUUGCGGAAACCGGAGAGAAAAGUUUUGUCUUUUGGCCGGUUUUGAAUUGUGGGUGUUUUGGGUUUUCGUGUGUGCCCAGGUCGAGAGGGAAAUGGAGGCUCUGAAGACGAGUUUCAGGAUGGAAAUGGCCGCGAGACCGUUCGUUUCGGAUGAGAUUGUGUGGCCCGCCGCCCAUAAUACGCAGAACGCCUCGUCGUCCGACGACUUUCUCGUGGACGACCUCCUCGACUUCUCGAACGACGAAGGCUUAGCCCAAGCGCAAGAGCAGGAAGGGGAAGAGCGAAACCCAAAAGAAGAAGGAGGAGGAGGAGGAGGAGGAGGAGGAGAAGGAGAAGGGGCGAAAUUAGUUUCCUCUGCUUCUUACUCAGCUGAAGAGCGGUUUUCAGCCGAAAAAGACGAACUUGGGCCUUUGCCCGCCAGUGAACUCAGCGUUCCGGAUGAUGAUUUGGCCGACCUUGAAUGGCUGUCCCAUUUUGUAGACGAUUCCUUCACCAAAUUCUCCUCUCCGUUUCCCGCCGGGUUCCCGGCGGAGAAGCCUCGGAAUCCGCAAAAUCACCAGAACCGGUCCGGACCGGAAGCUCUGGGUUUGGGGACGCCUCAUUUCGCCACUCCCUCUCAGGCUAAAUCCAGGAGGAGCAAGCGCGCGAGGACAGGCGGUCGGGUCUGGUCCCUCGGGUCGCCGUCUCUAACCGACGCUUCCUCGAGCAGCUGCUCGUCGUCGUCGACGAGCUCCAACUCGCCGGCGAGUAACUGGCUCGUUUGCACGACCCACCCGGUCCAGAGAUUUGAACCGCUCGAGAAUGUGACCUACUUGGAGUCGAAACUGCCGGCGAAGAAGCAGAAGAGGCCGGCCCAGCAGGCGUCUGGCCCCACCCAGCCGACGCGGCGGUGCAGCCACUGCGGCGUGCAGAAGACCCCGCAGUGGAGAGCCGGCCCGCUCGGCGCGAAGACCCUCUGCAACGCCUGCGGAGUCCGGUUCAAGUCGGGCCGGCUGUUUCCAGAGUAUAGGCCCGCUUGUAGCCCGACCUUCUCGAGCGAGAUGCACUCGAACCACCACAGGAAAGUGCUGGAGAUGCGGCGGAAGAAGGAGGUGCUGGGUCCAACCGGGUCCGCUCAGGCUGUCCCCAGCUUUUGAAAUUUUCCCCUUGCAGCGCUCGAGUCAAUAGUUGAGAAGAAUGGACCGGUUCGGUUCGGUCCGGUCCGCUAGGUCCCCCACCGGAGAGAGUUAGGUCCGUCGGUAUUCACUACAAUACAUUAAUUUCCGCGGACGAAUGCGUUAGAUUAGGUCUAGGCCAUGAAGGGAGAGUGACUCAUUAGUGUACCUUCUUUCUUUCACUAAUUUUCAGAUUAAGAAGCUUUCAAUUUGAUUUGUCGUUUUU